UCUCCAAUAAUCAAACGGUAUUUCAUUUCAACUAUUUAUUCGCUCAACUAAUCGAUGCAUCAAUUGAUCACUAAAUUGAUGAUUAAAUUGAUGACCAAUUGAUGACUAUUUGAUAACCAUUUGAUUAUUAAAUGUAUCGAUAAAUAGAUUUUACAUUUUAGUCCAUUGAAUAUGACUUAUGACACCAAUUGAAUGUUAAUUAAUGAUAAAUGUAUUAACCGUUUAAAUAAUGAGUGAAUUGUAUACAACAUAUGUAUUACUUGUAAUUAUAACACAGUUUUGAAAACUAAUUAAUAUUUAAAAAUUAAAGAUUAAAUCAAUUGGUGUCACAAAUGGAUGAAGAAUUAAGACAAAUGGUGUUAAAACAUAUGAAAGAUUUAAUACCAGGUUUUGUUCAUUUGGUGGAAAUGAUUAAAGAUCGUCUGUAUUUGGCAACUGUUAGACCUAAUGUUAUCAACACAUUGAAGACCAAAAGCAGUUCAGUUGUUAACUACUUAUGUAUUGAUGACCAACUUCUUUACGAAGGAUUUGAUGCAGACUUCGGACCACUCAAUGAGGCCAUGCUUUACAAGUAUUCUCAGAAAAUCAAUAAACUUCUUAAAUCACCUAAGAAGCGAAUAGUUCACUACACGACCACUGAAUGCAAAAAGCGAGUGAACGCCGCAUACCUUAUUGGGUCGUAUUGUAUAAUAUAUGACAAACAAAGUGCUGAAGAGGUCAAUGACAAGUUGUUGGACAAUAACUCUGCAAAUUUCAUGCCAUUCAGAGACGCGGCAUUUGGUCCCUGUAGUUAUCACUUGCAUCUCAUUGACUGCUUUAAGGCAAUUCAAAAAGCUUUAAGAUAUAAAUUUCUUGACUUUGAUAAGUUUAAUAUUGAAGAGUACCAAUAUUUUGAGAAGGUAGAGAACGGGGAUCUCAAUUGGAUUGUUCCCAAAAAGUUUAUAGCAUUUUGUGGCCCACACUCUAAGUCAGUGGUUGAGAACGGUUAUGCACUUCAUUCACCCGAAUCAUACUUUUCAUACUUUCGCGAACAUAAUGUUACGACUAUUAUAAGACUUAAUAAAAAGCUAUACGACGCCAACCGGUUCAUUGAUAAUGGCUUUAAUCACAGGGAUCUGUUCUUCAUUGAUGGAAGUACUCCCAGUGAUGCUAUUAUGAGAGAGUUUCUCGAAAUAUCUGAGAAUACUAAUGGAGCCCUUGCUGUUCAUUGUAAAGCGGGUUUAGGACGAACUGGAACUUUGAUUGCUUGUUAUAUUAUGAAACACUACAGAUUCACAGCCGCAGAAGCCAUUGCAUGGAUCAGGAUUUGUAGACCCGGAUCUAUAAUUGGAUAUCAACAACAUUGGCUACAAGAAAAAGAGACUUAUCUAUGGCUUCAGGGAGAUAUUCAUUUGAAUAAGAUAUCUAAUAAUAAUAAUAAUAAUAAUAAUUUUAACGUUGAUAAUAGUGAAGAUAUCAAUAAAAAUUAUUCUGAUGGUUCAUCACUUGUAAAAUGUCGUCUAUUAGACAAUGAUAACAAUACAAGUAUUGCACUCAACAUAAUAGCAGGAGAAGUAAAGGGUUUGAUUCUUAAUGAUGAUUCAACUAAUACUAAAAAUCAUGAAAGAGGUCGUAAACCACGUAAAAGUGCCACAAAUUUAAACACAUCUUUAAAUAAUGAAGUAGAGACUCAGGGAGAUGUACUCAAUAGGAUUAAAGCUCAGCGCAGAAAUGUCAGAUCUGCUACCACUACAACAAAUACUUUGAUACCUAUUAUUAUAGAUGACUGUAAAUCUCAUCGACGAUCUACUUCUCAACCAAAAGAAGACAUUUAUUUAUCACCUCAUAAAUCAUUAAAGUCUCCGAUUAAAAGCACUACUGUUUCCAUUUAUAACACGAGAUCUGUUAUAAAAAAAGGCAAAUUGCCUGCCAAUGAAAUGCCAGAAAUUAUCCAUAAAAUUGCAAACAAUUCAAAGGAUGACAUUUCUAAUGUUAAAUGUUUACAACAUAUCAAUGCAAACGCUAAUAUAUCAUCGAUUACUAAAACGACUCCAUCAAAAUCAUCCGUCAAACUAACAGUUGGCAAAUCAGUAGUUCGAUGACAUUCAGGCAACUUGUCGUGUAAAGCAAUCAAACGGUCCACUCGAGCUCAUAAUGAACCGCUUAGUCGCCAUAAGUCUACCCCAACCACUAAACCAUCGAUACCUUCAAAACAUACAUUUAUUAAAAAAUCACGAAAAUUGUGUCCAAAAAAAUGUAAAAAGGUUUGCAAAAAAACUAAUAAUAAAAGAAAAACGUCUCAUAUGUGUAUCUCUUGCGGAUCGACUAAAAAAAUUAAAAAAUGAUUUUAUUAAUUAAUAUAAUUUAUCUUACGU
This is a messenger RNA of Oppia nitens, 2354 nucleotides long. RefSeq names its product dual specificity protein phosphatase CDC14C-like (gene cdc14). Gene Ontology annotation, cellular component: spindle pole; mitotic spindle; nucleolus. Lineage: Eukaryota; Metazoa; Arthropoda; Arachnida; Sarcoptiformes; Oppiidae. Gene Ontology annotation, biological process: microtubule cytoskeleton organization; regulation of exit from mitosis; positive regulation of cytokinesis. The transcript has 10 exons. The record is from RefSeq and is a predicted model, not a curated record. The coding region runs from base 333 to 2081 and encodes 582 amino acids. Gene Ontology annotation, molecular function: protein serine/threonine phosphatase activity; protein tyrosine/serine/threonine phosphatase activity.